AUAUAUAUAAGAUCGAAAUGUGAGAUAAGCCGAUGACUAAGUCUUUAUCAGAAGGGCUUCCAUAUUCACAUACGCAUAUUUCCGGGAUACGGUCCAUUUUGAGAAGACUAAUCAAUUCUUGUUAGAUAUUUGAUAGACAAGUCAGAAGAGAUUCAAGAAGAUCAGAAAUGAAGAGGCUGCCUGUGGAAUGCGUCUCCCACAUCCUAUCCUUGACGUCACCUCGUGAUGCCUGCAGAUCAUCUGCUGUGUCUUGUCUCUUCAGGAAUGCUGCCGAUUCUGAUUUUGUCUGGGAGAAGCUUCUUCCUUCCGAAUUUAAGCGUAUCAUUUCCGAGUCUUCAUCCUCCUCGUCUUUGAUUUCCAUGCCCAGGAAGGCUCUCUACUUCCAUCUCUGCACUCACCCCAUCAUCAUAGGCGAUGGCCACACGAGCUUUGCACUAGAUAAGCAGAGCGGCAAGAUAUGUUAUAUGGUAGGCGCAAGAGGGCUUGUAAUUGCAUGGGCGGAUACACCCGCUUACUGGCAAUGGAUGACUCUACCACACUCCAGGUUCUCUGAAGUGGCUAGGCUCAAACUUGUAUGGUGGCUUGACAUCAAGGCUUGCAUAUCGACUAGCAACUUAUCCCCAGGAACAAUCUAUACAGCUUACCUUGUGUAUCAGCUCUCAGAAGUAAGAUCGGGGUUGGCGAGAACACCUCUUGUGUUGCGCAUCAGUUAUCGACAACGUACAGUUGUGAAGCUGCACAGAGUGAUCCUAGACCCUAUGCCUCAGCGAGCUCGACACAGAGGAGAUGGGUGGAUGGAGAUUGAGAUGGGUCAAUUCUUCAAUGAACAAGGAAAUUAUCAUGAUGUUGUAGAGUGCAGUAUUACAGAAGUUAGUAACCUAAAGAGCGGCCUCAUUGUGGAAGGUAUUGAGCUUAGGCCUAUACAUAUGUAA
Fragaria vesca subsp. vesca is the source of this 932-nucleotide messenger RNA. Its product is annotated as putative F-box protein PP2-B12-like. Gene Ontology annotation, molecular function: protein binding. The coding region runs from base 168 to 932 and encodes 254 amino acids. The record is from RefSeq and is a predicted model, not a curated record. NCBI's taxonomy places the organism in Eukaryota, Viridiplantae, Streptophyta, Magnoliopsida, Rosales, Rosaceae. The transcript is spliced from 3 exons.